AGUGCGCAGGGAGGCAGAGCCCGCACUCCAGCUUCGUGUUCAGUGAGGCACAGACGCCCUCCAGCUCCUCUCCUCUUUGCCUUUUUCUUUCGGAGGUUUUGUCGGUGACAACCAGAAGCAGCCAUGGACGCCAUCAAGAAGAAGAUGCAGAUGCUCAAGCUCGACAAGGAGAACGCCUUGGACAGAGCGGAGCAGGCCGAGUCGGACAAGAAAGCCGCCGAGGACAGAAGCAAGCAGUUAGAGGACGAUAUCAGAGAGUUGGAAAAGAAAUUGCGUGUGACUGAGGAUGAGAGAGAUAGAGUGUGUGAGGACUUCCAGACGGCUGAGGAGAAGCUGCUGACAGCCGACGAAGUCGCCACCAAGCUUGAGGACGAUUUGGUAGCUCUGCAGAAGAAGCUGAAGGGAACUGAGGAUGAGCUGGACAAGUACUCUGAGGCUCUUAAAGAUGCCCAGGAGAAGCUUGAGCUGGCUGAGAAGAAGGCCACUGAUGCUGAGGGAGAUGUGGCUUCCCUGAACAGACGUAUCCAGCUGGUUGAGGAGGAGUUGGAUCGUGCUCAGGAGCGUCUGGCCACAGCCCUGACCAAGCUGGAGGAGGCUGAGAAGGCUGCAGAUGAGAGCGAGAGAGGCAUGAAGGUCAUUGAGAACAGGGCCAUGAAGGACGAGGAGAAGAUGGAGCUGCAGGAGAUCCAGCUGAAGGAGGCCAAGCACAUCGCUGAGGAGGCCGACCGCAAAUAUGAGGAGGUGGCCCGUAAGCUGGUUAUCAUUGAGGGGGAUCUGGAGCGCACAGAGGAGCGUGCUGAGCUCUCAGAAGGCAAAUGCUCUGAGCUUGAGGAAGAGUUGAAAACUGUGACCAACAACCUGAAGUCACUGGAGGCCCAGGCUGAGAAGUACUCGCAGAAGGAGGACAAAUACGAGGAGGAGAUCAAGGUCCUGACCGACAAGCUGAAGGAGGCUGAGACUCGUGCUGAGUUCGCUGAGAGAUCAGUCGCCAAGCUUGAGAAGACCAUCGACGACCUGGAAGAUGAGUUGUAUUCUCAGAAACUGAAGUACAAGGCCAUCAGCGAGGAGCUGGACCACGCCCUCAACGACAUGACCUCCAUGUAAUUGUCGAUUUGCUUGCGUUGCCCCGCCCCUGCACCCCACCUCCCCCUGCUCUGUUUUCCUCUCCGUCCACAUCCGACUUGUGUGUCACCGCGGUCGCACUUGGAUGUCAAACAGGAAUGACUCCAAUAUUUUCUGGACUGUGUACUGGAAACCUCAGACGUGUGACUUAACUGUGUAACACGGGUUUGUUUGUAAAACUACACAAGGACUUUUGAAACGCAUGGAAAAUUGGUAUAAUGAUUACUUUUAAACAUGAAGUAAUCGCUAUAGCAAUGUGAGCGUUUGUUCCACUCACUCAAGAGUGAAGUUAAUACCGUCGAUGAUAUUAACAUUCAGAUUAACUUCCACCUACUAACACGGUCUACUUCUACCCAGAAGAAAGGCCCCGCGGUGUGUUCACAUGAGGUGUGUUCUGAUCAGGUUCAGCGUGCGCAGAAGCCUCCGCCAUCCUACUGAUGUUAGCGCAGGAACUCCACUGCAGCUUGUACCCUAUUGUCAUUAUUAUUUAUAUUUAAAUAAUAGAUUGAAUGUAUUAUUUUUUCCUCUUUUGUAGAGUGCUAUAUGUUAAAAUAUGAUAAGAGACGAACUUCACUGUUCAGUAUUUUAAUACACCUUUUAUCUAUUUAAUAUCUUGAAUAGAUAUGAGUUGACCGCUCCAUUGUAAUAGUGAUUUUAGUAUAUAUAUAUCAAUAUACACAAAGAAAUAUUCUGUACAUUCAGAAUGUUUUCUUACCUGUUUAUUCGUCAUGAUGGAAGCUGAGAAUUCCGGGGUUUAUGGACGCAUCACAUGCUGUUGCUGUAAGUUAGCAUUAGCUUAAAAGUUAUUAAAAACAAGGUCAUAUUUUGGUGGAAAUCGCUGAGGUUUAAAUAGUGGCGUCACUAUCAUGGCGGAGGUGAACGCGUGGUCCGAUUGAACUUGUGUAGCGACCGUCGCUCUAAAACCGUCCCGACUUAUUAUCGGCCCGUUUUUUUGUGGGAGAUUCUCUCAAUGCGUUUCCAUGCGUUGCAGCUGUGGAGUGGCAUCCUAACCUGCCGCGGCUCCCGACUCCCUCCUCACUGUCGCUCUUCUCUCCCACACAGAUAAAUUGUUUACACCUGAUCAAAGACGCGUCCCGUGGGCUGAGUCUGCUCUCUGCAGCCUUCUCUCCACUUUCCUUUCCCCUCUCCCUCACGUUUCAUCCUCACGUCUGAACUUCCCAUCUCUUGUACAGAAUCCUAGAGUCUUUCUGCAUUGUGUAAAAAGCAAAAUAAACCUCCUUCCUUCUACGUGAGCUGCAUCUCUUUACUCUCCUCUUCUUCUUUCCAUCUCUGUGCAGUUAUGAUUCAUGUUUUCUGCGCCUGGUUUCACGUGUCCACCCUGCCUUUUUGUUGUUGUUGUUGUUGCUUUGACUGCUGUGUGACCUUCAGGGAGCCCCACGCUGAGAGAUUUAGGAGCUGGAUGUAGAUGUAAAAGAUAGUUGGUGGUGGUCAAGUAGAGGAGGAGUGAGGUACGGAGCAUCAUGUGAGCAAAUAUUGGAAGGAAAACGGCUGAAAAAGAUUGUCUGACCCACAGUAUGGGCUGUGUUUGAGUUACUGUCCUGAACCUCAAUAAAUCUAAAGUCACACGUCCUGAGUUGUUUAUUAAAGUUUGGUCGUAGCACAAAAAUGAAUAUAUAGGUAUUAAAGCAGAGCAGUUUAGGCCUUGAAAUAUAAUUUUUCUGUUAUUAUCCUUACAGUCUUUGGUCUCUCCAACAUGAAUUGACAGUGUUCCACUGUUAUGUUGCCUUUUUCUCGGAUUCUAUUGUAGUUUUAAAUUUGACUGUAGUUUAUUUUGGCUCAUGUAAACUUCCCCUUUGUGGGAAGAAUAAAGACAGUCUAAAUUACCCCAGAAAUGCAAAAUUUGUUGAUUCAAAUUUUGGGGUACACUGCUGUCUGAUGAGGCCCUAAGAAUUCACAUGUUCUGGUUUUUAAUAAUGUAUAUUUUUACACGAAUAGCAAUAUCAUAAUUGUAGCAAUUUGUACAGUUCAGUUUUUCCUCCAUAUAUUAUAAACGUUAAUACAACAACAAUACAAAUAGGAAUUAAACUGUUAGAGACUCUUUAAAUCUCAGUUAAGACAACAUUUAAAAAUAAAAUAAUAAAUUAAUUACAUAAACACUCAAUUUAUUCAUCUUCGUUAAAGGAAAUACAUUAUGUUCUAUCUAUUGGGAUAAAAAAUAUUUCAAUAAUUUCAUUUAUUUUGUCUUUUUUUGGUAAUUAUUGGUCAUAUAUAUGUGAUAAUUAAAAGUAAAUAUUCAUGCACAAACAGUAUUUUUGUAGCUAGAAGCAGUAUACCAUUUUAUUGUCUUCUCAAUCUGAUUUAUUUUAGUUUUUGUCAUUAUUUUCAUGCUUUACCUUAUUUUCUUCAUCAUGUUUUAGUUCUUCUGAAUUAUAUAUAUAUCAACUUUUUGACAUCAUACACAUAUCACAUGUCAUACAUCAGGAGCUGGAUGUCACAUGAUUUGCUCAGUGCUCUAUAACUGGAAUUUGGAAGUUUAAAAUGAGCGAAAUACUUUAUAUAACCUUGAAAAAUGAUAUUUGAUUUUUGUUCAAGUCUGUCUGAGAUUGGCUGUAGGCAAAUGUGUUGGUUGUUCUUUUAACUGUGUGAGUGGUGUGUACACUGAGACAGUGGAGCUUCCUGAGGUAGGUGUCAACCGCCUGUGCACUUGCUCUCACUGCCGAUCUUUCCUCACUUCCUGUCUCUUCUCUCUCCUUCACUUGCUUUCCGACUGCAAAGAUCGACGCUUCCAGCAACUUGAGAAACACCGCCACCUCAAUAAUGAGCUACGUUUGAUGUUGAAUGACAACUGAAGUGUUGGAGUGGCACCUCGCGUGUGUUAGCGACAAUCUGCUCAGAAGCACUAAGUCGAUACAUGUUAUAGGCCUGCGGUAGAUCAGGGAUCACAGCAUCUACGUCACCAUAAAUAUAGACUUAGCAACAAGCUAGAUGUUUUUAGUUCCACUGUUGUUGUUUGUUUCAUCUGAAAGUAUCCUCACACAUCAUGUCCCAACACUUGGUUUCACUUCCUUAGCUCAGGAAAUCCACACCACAAUAAGACACAUUAGUGUUUCAGCCGCCUCCCAGUCGUGGAUCCAGCAGCUCGGCACAUGACCUUUUGCUCACAUGACCUGGUUUGAGAAAACAUUAAUGAAAGGUUCAGUGUGGAAUGCAACCAUGUGUCUGUGCUGUGACCCACCCAAGUCUACGUUCCAGGUGGCUCUCUCAUCCUUCAGCUCGAGAAUCUGAAUCAGAAAGACUUUAUUAAUCCCAAGGGAAAUAGUUUGUAACUUGCUCUGUACACAACAUAUCACAAUAAAUUAAAAAGAAAUAAUAUUAUAAAGUGCAAAAAAAUAAAAGUGAUACAAACGAUCUUAGAAAAUAUAAAAUACAUGCUUCAAUAUUGCUCCAAGUGAAGCCUCAAAACAAAUAAAUAAUUCAACUGUUUGUUCAGUUACAGUUAAAGGACAAGAAAGAAAGUGAAUGAAAUAUCAGUUUUUGAAAUUUUAAUGCAAUGGGACAACUGAAUUUAUCAUUAAUAUGCAAUAAUAUACUCGACUGUAACUUCAUAAAUGAAGUGUCUGGGGUGUUAAAUUCCACAUUUGGGUGGGUCAUAAGCAAACGCUAAUAAUGUACAUCAAACAACCAGUUAGCUUCAACAAAAAAAUCAGAUGUGUACUUUUUUAUAUGGAGGUAUAUGAAGUUUAAACUGUACAAUCCAACAACCUUUACUGUAUUUGAAGUGACAAAAUAUAUUAAGAUAAAGCAAACCUUUUGCAAUGUGACAAGAAUUUAAAAAAGUUUUGUACUUUUUUUUACCACAUUUAUUUAUUCAUAAAGCACUUGGAAAAAAUAUUUAUAAAGCACUUAAAAACAGCACAAUACCAUCACUAUUUUCUGUACAAACUGAAAUAUUUUUAAAAAGUUAAUCAAAUCAAAUAAUAAGGUGGAUUUUUGAAAGUCAUAUUUGUGUGAACGUGUGAAACAAAAAGUCAUGUCGUCUGCCUGUGAAGGACAGAAUGUUGUGGUGGAAGCUGGGCUUUAAACUGAAUAUCUAAUCUCAUGUUAACGAUUGACGGAGGUGACAGUGACUCUGGCGUGAACUUAAACCUCGCCCUCUGCUGUUCUGACAGAGAAACUGUCUCAGGCUAAAGAAGAGAACCUGGACAUGCACCAGAGGAUGGACCAGACUCUCAUGGAACUGAACAACAUGUGAACGCACAAUCUGAGCCCCCACGCACCCUCACACUCACACUGUGGUAUUGGCUUUUGUUUGCACCUUGCUUCCCAAAAACGUCUGCUCUCACAUUCCUGGUCCGGUGGAGGAGCAAACCCCCGGAGGUCCUGCCUCCUCACAUGGAGCUCAGCCAAGGAGAGGAAGGAGCUGGAUACUGCCCUCUGUUGAGAGAAACACCGCCGACUUUUUUAAACUCCGCUAUGCAAGCCAAGCUACUCCGGACUGGUCUUCUAUUGCGACCGCGUCUCCUCGGUUACAAAGAUCGCUGCAAGCGUCUGCAUUGAAAGUGAUGGGGUCGGGAUGAAGUGAGUGGAUUUUGCACUUGAGAACUCAGAUUCAAACUUUCAAAGUCACAUUCCUCUGAAUUGCUCGGGCAGUUUGUCGCACGCGUUGGUUAAAUCUGUUAUUACUCUGGUGCUACUGUGUUUAUCUGAGUUUCAUAGUGCAAAAUCUCUUUAUUUUGUCUGCCAAAUUGUUUUUUUUCUUUCCUUUGGAUUGUUGAACAGUGUUUAAAAAAGAUGUUUUAGGUUCCUAUUAUAUAUAAAAUGUUUGAAAAAAAAAGAGUAAAUAAAAGCAUGUGGGAAACUUUUUAAAUAUGGUUGGUGUUUGCUAAUCUCUACCAUUCAAUUUGCCGCAAUAAUUCCAAAGGAUAACAUAAUAAACGAUUUCUUUUGCCCACCUGAAAUUCAAGUUAAACUUGGCAACAAGCCUUAUAUGAAACUCUUUUUCCUUCCUUAUUGUAGGCAUCAUACAUUUAAUAACACACACAUAAAUAAAUAUAUCAUAUGCACAUCAUUAUUGUAGGCAUCAUACAUUUAAUAACACAUACACAAAUAAAUAUAUCAUACGCACAUCAUAUACAAAAUAAAUCGAACGAAUCAGAAUAAAAAUGAAAAAAGAAUUAUGGGU
Molecule: messenger RNA, 6265 nt
Organism: Synchiropus splendidus (mandarinfish)
Lineage: Eukaryota; Metazoa; Chordata; Actinopteri; Syngnathiformes; Callionymidae
Gene: tpm1
Product: tropomyosin 1 (alpha)
Exons: 10
Coding region: 124-1104 (326 amino acids)
Biological process (GO): actin filament organization; cardiac muscle contraction
Cellular component (GO): actin filament
Molecular function (GO): actin filament binding
Source: RefSeq, a predicted model, not a curated record